GCGGUCUUCUUCCGCAGAGGGGGCGGGAUCUUCCGGUGGCGGCAAUUGCGAGGAGCUGCCGCCGUCUCCAUGCUGCCCGCCGGCUGCUCGGGCCGGCUGGUGGCCGAGCUGCGGAGUGCCCUGGACGCCUGCGCAGAGCGACAGCUGCGGCUGGAGCAGAGCCUGCUUGUCUCUCGUCGGCUGCUGCGGGCCUGGGAACCAGCCGGGACCUUGGCUCCAGAGCCACCUUUAGGGCCAGAAACUAAAGAAGAGGCUCCCUCUCCAGCAUGCACACCCAGCCCUCAAGACCUCAAGGAGCUGGAACUUCUGACCCAGGCCCUGGAGAGGGCUGUACGGGUGCGAAAAGUCAUUUCUAAGGCUGGAGAAAGAGACAAGGCCCCCAGCCUGAAAUCUGGGUUCUUUGCCACCUCCCCUGGCAUGACAGCCUCUAUCCCAACCCGGGCCCCAGGCCAGGCUGGCAGCCAUGCAUCAGAGGCAAAACCCACCAGGGGCGUCCGCCAGACCACAGUGCCUGCCAAGGGCCACCCCGAGCACAGACUCCCCUCCGAGCGGAAUAGGGCCCGUGUGGGGGUAGGAGCCCGAGCCACUAGGCCUGGGCCAGGCCUCAGGGACAAGCAUGUGGCCCCAUCAGCUGCUCCUCAGGACCCAGAAGCCUUCACACUCAAAGAGAAGGGGAGCCUGCUGCAGCUGCCUGCAGCCUUCAGGAAGGCGGCUUCCCAGAACUCCCGCUUGUGGGCCCAGCUCAGCUCUGCACAGCCCAGGGAUUCCACAGAUGCCACCACUGCCGCCAAAACCCGGUUCCUCCAGAAGAUGCAGACAGCCUCGGGCCGGCCUGGCCCCGUGCUCAGUGCUGUGGAGGUGGAGGCGGAGGUGGGGCACCUGCAGGAGGCCUGCUCGCUGCUGAGACUGCGCAUGAGGGAGGAGCUCUCUGCGGCCCCCACUGACUGGAUGCAGGAGUACCGCUGCCUGCUCACCCUGGAGGGGCUGCAGGCUGUCGCCAGGCAGUGUCUCCACAGGCUGCAGGAGCUGCUUGCCGAGCAGCCUCUGGGACCGUGUCCUGUGGGGAGGCCCUCCAGGGCCCCCCUGCCCUGUGGAGGUGGAGCAGACCCCUUCUGGAGCCCCCAGCUGCUUCUCUACUCCAGCACCCAGGAGCUGCAGACCCUGGCGACCCUCAGGCUGCGGGUGGCCAUGCUGGACCAGCAGGUGCACCUGGAAAAGGUCCUAAUGGCUGAACUCCUCCCCCUGGUGAGCUCCCAGGAGCCGCCCUCGCUGGCCCUGUGCCGGGCUGUGCACAGCCUGCUCUGCGAGGCAGGCGAGCGCUUCCUCACCAUCCUGCACGAUGACCCUGCCGAUAGCCCUCCCCCCACGCCCGGGCCUCAGGACCCCAUCAGGGAGAGUCCCCUCCUCCCUGGUCGGAGUUAAGUGAGGGGGUUGAGGGGAUUCUCCCUGUUGCUGUGGGCAUGGGGACCAGAGACGCCUGUACCCCUAGGAAACCUGGGUUUCAGCUGCAGCAGGGCUGCCUGGCUCUUGUCCGACAGCUGAGCCUGGGGGCAGAGCUGGAGGCCAGAGGCUGAAAGGAGCCUUUCUUCACUGCCUCUGCUUCCUCUCACCGUAAACCUAAGGGCCGCUUGUGUGAUAUUAAAGCUACUUUGGAAAGCAUA
Messenger RNA from Lemur catta (Ring-tailed lemur), 1661 nucleotides. It is a transcript of the gene TEDC2, whose product is annotated as tubulin epsilon and delta complex 2. Lineage: Eukaryota; Metazoa; Chordata; Mammalia; Primates; Lemuridae. The record is from RefSeq and is a predicted model, not a curated record. The coding region runs from base 70 to 1422 and encodes 450 amino acids. The transcript is spliced from 10 exons.